Molecule: messenger RNA, 1062 nt
Organism: Myotis daubentonii (Daubenton's bat)
Lineage: Eukaryota; Metazoa; Chordata; Mammalia; Chiroptera; Vespertilionidae
Gene: DYNLRB1
Product: dynein light chain roadblock-type 1
Exons: 5
Coding region: 274-729 (151 amino acids)
Source: RefSeq, a predicted model, not a curated record
ACCUUCCGCCUGGCUUUAGACCCUCCGGGGGCGCCUCAGAGCGCCGGGCAGGGAAUCCGCGGGUUUGGAGGGCGGAACGCUAGAGGCGUGGGCCUCUAGUCCCUGACGGAGGGGUCCCCGGAGGGAGCAGGGGAUCCCGGUCCCCUUGACCGGAAGCUGGAGAUCGGGCCUUGGCUAGGGUCUGACGGAGUUGGACCGCAGGCCCCUGCGUCCUAGCAUCCUGGGCCUUGUCGCGCGAGUGUAGCAACGAGAACGUUUCCGGAAGCUUCAUUGAUGACAGGCACUAAUCGCUGCAGAAGUGGAGGAGACACUGAAGCGACUUCAGAGCCAGAAGGGAGUGCAGGGAAUCAUCGUGGUGAACACAGAAGCCCCUUUGCCUCCAUUUUGCAAUGGAGAAAACUGAGUCUAGAAGUUCAGUUGAUUUGCCUGCCGUUACAGAGCCAGGAUUUCAUUGCAAGUCUGUCGGAAUGCAGCUGUACUCUUCCUCUCACUUCCUGUGAAGGACCAGAGAGUGGCUGCAUUCCUAUCAAGAGCACCAUGGACAACCCCACCACCACCCAGUACGCCAACCUCAUGCACAACUUCAUCCUGAAGGCCCGGAGCACCGUGCGUGAAAUUGACCCCCAGAAUGACCUCACUUUCCUUCGAAUUCGCUCUAAGAAAAAUGAAAUUAUGGUUGCACCAGAUAAAGACUACUUCCUGAUUGUGAUCCAGAAUCCAACUGAAUAAGCCACUCUCUUGGCUCCACGCGUCAUUUCUUAAUUUAAUGCCCCCCAAGAAUAAUAGUGUGAAUCAUGUCAACCAACUGGCAGGUGGAAAUCACCUUAGAGCCCAUGCAGACCAAUCCAGUGACCAGUGUGGGCUGCAGCUCCACCCCACCCACCAAAGGCAUCCCUCUGCUGGCCAGUUCCCCUGAGUUCCCAGGAGGGCUCUUCCCUCAAGUCCAGGUUUCGGAACAAGAGCUUAUGAGAGGCCCACACCCUGCUUCCUCCUGACCUUCAGUUCACUUUGUUGCCCUUGGAAAAGGCUGCUUUUCUUUAACUAAAAAUAACUGAAACUUGC